Molecule: messenger RNA, 1850 nt
Organism: Lolium perenne
Lineage: Eukaryota; Viridiplantae; Streptophyta; Magnoliopsida; Poales; Poaceae
Source: RefSeq, a predicted model, not a curated record
ACCAAGUACCGAACCGUACGGUUGGAUUGCUGCAUCCCAUCCCCUUUUCUUCUAGGUAUAUCCGGCGGCGCAGGUGGCGAUGCUGUCGUCGGCAUGCCGGUGGAUUUGGCAGCGGCCGGCGUCUCUUUCAGAUCUAUGGCGCAUUAAUCAGAUCGCCGGCACCUCCUCCUCCUUAUGUCCGUCGGCACAGGAGAUGACUGAGGCACCAGCGAUAUGGAGGCGGUCGACGCGUCCUCCCUUCUCGUUCUCCCGAGGGUGGUGGCUUCGACCGGCAGCACGGGAAGGUCGGAUUUUGACCCGUCCCGAACCAGUCAGACUCAAUUAUUCUGGGGCGAGUCAGCUUCGCCAGUUUGGCGCAGCAAACCAGCGGCCGACGCCUCUUUCAGAUCUCGGGCACGUUCCUCGGAUCUCCAGCACCGACUCCUUCCGAUUUCCGUCGGCACAGGGGAUGACGAAGGCGGUGGCAUGGUGGCGGCCGAAGUCUCCAACCUUUUUGUUUCGAGGUCAGGCGUCUGCUCCUGGUUUCCUUUCCGAGGUGGGUCAGGCUCGCCAGUUUGGCACAGCCAAACAGCGGCAACGGCAGACCACGAAGCUGCAUCUGUACUUGGUACUUGAUGACCACGUUGACGGGUUCAGCAUCCACAAGCUGGACAUAGACGAUGACCUUGGCUGCGGCGGCUCUUCUGCACGGAACCCACUUCGCUUCUCAGAGCCACCUGUCCUCCGCAUAGGGCCUCCAACAAUUGGAAAUAGGGCACAGUUUGCUGCCCUUGGGAGCCACAUCGUAGCCACAUGUCCCUACGCCCUUGAAAUACCAACAGUACAAGAGGCCCAUGACAGUGUUACGCUCAUCUUUGACACCAAGACAGCUAAGCUUAUUAGGUCAACGAUUUUACCGAGCGGCCUAAUAGAGUGCUAUGACGCUGCCAUAGCCGUCAGGAACAGGCUCUAUGUGUUGGAAUCAUAUACGGACAGCAACACCGGCUUGGACAGUUUAUAUUUCUUUGGAGGCUUUCACUGCCUUUCUGCAGAUCCGAAUGAUGAUGACAGAGACUGGAGUUGGCUACCCUUGUUCAAAUCCUCGCAGUUCUCUUGGAGUUGGUAUAAGACCCCACCUGACUUUCCCUUUGAUCCCAAGUCUAUUACUUCGCUUGCCGUUCACCCUCGAUCCGGCACCAUAUUUGUGUCCGCUUGUCGGCAGCAGGUCUGGGGUACAUUUUCCUACGGCACUAGAGGUGGUGGCCAGUGGAAGCGCCGUGGUAAUUGGGUGCUGCCAUUCAAAGGCCCUGCCCACUAUGAUGAUGUGCUGGGCGCAUGGGUCGGGCUCCACACCCACUCUGUUGUCACAAAUGAUGCUGAUGGGUACCUUUGCGCAUGCCACAUCAUGUCUGGCCGGCAGCCGCCCAAGUGGAAAGUAGGCAGGGAGAAGCUUUUUCUAAAGCACCCACACUGGAGACAUGUGGAUGCCAAGCUCGUUCACAUGGGUGAGGGCAGCAAGUACUGCCUCGUGGAGCGCCUCGUACCCGAGGGAGGGCACAGGAUGAAUUAUGUGCUUCGUGUGACCACGUUCAUUGUCAAGUAUACUGAGGAUGGUGAGCUCAGCACCACGGCUCACCGCCCUGCUUGCUUCUAUAAGGCGCCUAGCUAUCAUUAUUGUUUCGAUGUGCAAGCGUUUUGGAUGUAGUCCAUGCUCAAUCUUGUUCAUGUAUUUUUUUUUUGACUGUAACUACGGCGGGCAUAAGCCAGCCUGAACAAAUAUUCAGCCAAGUCUCAAGUACAGAGUCAAAUUACAAGUUUGAAGGAGAAAAGAGAAAACAGAAAUGACACCGCCAAGCCUAGCAACUAAGCAU